UGACUUUUCUCUCAUUUAUCAUUCACCUCAAUUUGUUGAUUGUGGUCUGAUUUACCACAGGGUGUUAUAAAAGAUCAGACAGUUGAAAAUAUUUUCUGAAAGCAGUACUACCUUCCAGAAAAACAUUUGUCACCAGAAUUCAAUGCAGUUAUAAAAUGUAGUUGCAGCCUCAGACAGGGUGAAGCAUAUUGGUGAGCAAUUAGAAGGUUGCAGUAUUAGAGUCUCACUCAAAAAAGAAUUGGAAAUUAGCCUGCAAACGAAAAUAGUUGGAGUCUUACUGAAGUUGCUGUUUCAUGCAUAAGAUUUAAGCCAAAUUACUGUAUUGUAGGCCUACUUUUGUUUGAUUUAUUUUAACCGUAAAGUUGAAUGAACCCAUGUUCUUUGGAGUGAUAGUACUGGUGUAUUUGAAUGGCCUGAGGAUCGACUACCAUUGGAUUAUGAUAAGAUUUUGCCCAACAAGACCAUGGCAGAUGAUAUACUUUCUCUGACAGUAAAGUGUUCAUUUUACAAAGAGGGCUGUAAGUGGCAUGAUAAACUAAGAGCAUUACAGACUCACCUUGAAUCAUGCGAGUACAACCUGAUUCCGUGCACUUACAACUGUGGCGCCACGGUGGCCAGGAUGCUAAUGAAUGAACACUUCCGCUACGACUGUCCGAAGCAAAGAUCAAAAUGCGAGUUUUGUGGAGGAGAAUUUCCAGGAGAUAGGCUAGAGGCUCAUAGUGGGAAUUGCCAGUACGAGCUGGUAUUCUGCGAGCACAAAUGCGGAGGUGAAUUACAGCGCAGGUUCCUCAACAAACACAUGUUAAAUGAAUGUCCGAAGCGCACUGUGCCAUGCAAAUACUGCCUCAAAGACUUUGUAUGCGAUACGUUGCAGAACCAUCUGCACCAAUGUCCCCGUUAUUUGAUCGCCUGUCCGAACCGAUGCGACCAGAAGAAGAUUGCACGCGAGGACAUGGAGAAGCAUGUUAGAGAAACCUGUUCGACUUCCAUGGCAGCGACUUGUCCAUUUAGAGAGCAUGGUUGUAAAUUUAGGGGAUCAAGAUAUAGUCUUGAGUCACAUAUCAAAGAAAAUACUAGCCAACACUUGGUUCUUGUAUGUGAAGUUGUCCGCAGACAGAAACGACAGAUUGACUCCCUCACAAAUAAAUUACACGCCCUUAACACUAGUAUGAAUGGAACAUUGUUGUGGAGGAUCACAGACUAUGCGUCAAAAUUUGCAUCUGCUAAAAGUGCACACGGUAUUGAGCUGCGAAGUUUACCAUUUUAUACUAGUCAAUAUGGAUAUAAAUUACAAGCGACCGUUUUCUUGAAUGGGAAUGGUUCUGGCGAAGGCAACUCGCUGUCGCUGUAUAUUAAGGUUUUGUGUAGUGAGUACGAUUCGCUGCUACCGUGGCCUUUCACGCUACCUAUCACGUUUACCCUCAUGGACCAGAGCGACCCACCAAACAAGCGUAUGCAUAUCAAGGAGGCAUUCACGCCAGAUCCCUCCUGGAAAAACUUUCAGAGACCGAGCAAAGACAUCGAGUCUCUUGGUUAUGGUUACCCCACCUUUGUCUCGCACAGUUUCCUACAGAGUCGCAAGUACGUGAAAAAUGACACGUUAUUCAUCAAAGUGACGGUGGACAACUCAAGUGUUAUGGAGAUUUGAAUUAUUUUAGUCCCAUAAAUUAUAUAUAUGACGACUGUUAGACAAUUGAUUUAAAACAUUAUGAUUGUUCUCACAGUAAGCGGCCUCCAUAGAAACUGAAAAAUUGUAUAUACAGCAAGAAAGUGUACAUAAACAACAAUGUCCAGUAAUUGAUAUUUGAGAAACAUAAAAGUAAAGAUAUGGUUUAUGGUGAAAUUAUUGGUGCUAGUACAACAUAAACCAGAGGAAGAGGCAUUUUUCUCAGAACCAUUGAUAAAGAAGAUCAAAUUUUUGGAAGUGGAACUGUUUUAUAAUGGAGAUAACAAGUUUUUAAGACUGAACAUAACUUUAAAUGCGGAAGCUUGAGUAAUGCUGAUGAAUUUCUUGAAGUGUGUAUACAAAGCUAUGUAUAUGUGCCUAUGGUCAUGAUGUGAUGUAGUCAUGACCAUAUUUAGGCAUGUUUUGGACCAGUAUACGGAAAGAUAAAUCCUGAUAUACGUAACUUUUAAAUCAGAACUUUGUCACUGUUAUAUUAAUGUAUGUUUUACACUUUCUCGAUGCCAGUGUUCAUGAAGCAGUAAUGUUAAUGUAUUAGUAUGGAGUUCAGCACAAUGACAGAAGAUGAAUAUUUUAAUGAUGUGCAAUAUUGCUGCUGUCACUACAACUGAUAGCCAGCAUGCAAUUUUCAUUCAGGUAUAGCACCCGGUAGCUAUCGAUACAAAUACAGGCAGACUUAUCCUCUUCAACCUCCUCUUUCUUGUGUUAUGUAAAAUAAUUCUUGCAUUUUCACAUAAAAAAUUAUAAAAUAUAACUAAAUGCAGAAUAAUAUCCUGAAACUCAACCUCAUUUACACUCGGUGCAUCCAUUGAUAUGUUACCCCUGGGCUGGGCCCAGGGUUAUGUGGAUAUUUGUAAUUUAGAGUCUCUUUGGCCUGAAAUGUAACUUGCCGUUGCCAUUAGGUUGUACAUAAAUCAUUGUCUCUUGUGUUUAACAUAAUGUAUCUGUGCCUGUUUGUAUUGUAUCUUAUUUGUAAACAGGGUUGCUGGUAGAAAAAAAGUAAUAUGUAAAAUCACAGGGUAAACAAUGAUUUUCCCUCAAACCUCCUAUCUGGAAUCUAUAGCAGUGAUGGAUCUGUGGCUGCUCUUCUUUGUGUGAAGAAAUUUUUGUCAAUACUAAUAUCAUAUUCAAUUACAGUAUUUGGGGGAUUUUUGUAUACAGAAGUGUUGAUUUUCACAAAAUAUAAUAUUUAAGUGUUAAGCAUUGUUAGAGCAUUUUAAAGAAUUUUAUUUCAAAAUAGGUAGCAACACUGAUGCAACUGUGGGUCGCAACCCACCAAGGGGUCACCACAAUAUUUUGGUGGGUCUUGAAGCCUUGACAGAAAUCAUCAAAUUCGCUAGCUCUAGUCUUCUAUUAAUAUAUACUGGAAAUAUACAUAGAAAGAUGUGUUAUUUUGUAAUAAUGUUAAACUUGACUCUAAUACAUGGAAAUGAAACAUGUUGUAAAA
Anneissia japonica is the source of this 3131-nucleotide messenger RNA. RefSeq names its product TNF receptor-associated factor 4-like. The transcript is spliced from 6 exons. NCBI's taxonomy places the organism in Eukaryota, Metazoa, Echinodermata, Crinoidea, Comatulida, Comatulidae. Gene Ontology annotation, biological process: positive regulation of JNK cascade; protein K63-linked ubiquitination; regulation of apoptotic process. The coding region runs from base 464 to 1648 and encodes 394 amino acids. Gene Ontology annotation, molecular function: protein binding; zinc ion binding. The record is from RefSeq and is a predicted model, not a curated record. Gene Ontology annotation, cellular component: plasma membrane signaling receptor complex.